AUGCGAGGCGAGGAAGAUGAAAUCAUAAUGUGUGUCGGCGAGGAAGCUGUUCGUCGAUGGGCCCAUGCUGAAAAACUGUCGAAAUUGACGACCGAAGCAUUAAUUAAUAUGGGCUAUGACAGCAUGGAAGCCCUGUCUCUGCUGACUGCCGACGAUCUACAGGAGGCUGACAUUCCUGUCGGCCAAAGACGGCUCCUAAUGCACUCUAUUAAAGGCACGUUCCCCCUAGGCCCGGCUGCCUCAGCGUCAGAGGAAAUUCGCCCAACACCUACGACGGAGCCAGUUCUCGUCAGACCGCCGCAGUCAGGCACGGAUUCCGAUACACAAACGGACAGUUUUAUUAGAAGUGUUUUGGGAAAUUUAACCUCUCAACUUAAUCAUCAGUCCGCUCUUCACCAGGAAGCCACAGCAGCUAUGAACACGCCAAAUACAGGUAUGGUUUCAUGGCAAGACCCCCAGUUCUAUUUAAAGGCCUUAUCUUCAAACUCUGGCCCCUCUGCUCAUUUUGAUAUAGUAGAUUUUGUGGAUAAUGCGUCCUUAUUGCAAACAGAGAGGGUGUUAUCUAACAAUGAGGACGGUCAGCUCAUUUUUAAAUCUGGCCCUACUAAACCAAAAUUAGAAAAUCUCCACAUUUCUCAGUGGUCCGUUGCAAAUUUGGCCAUCCUCCAAAAACUGUUGGGUGAAAAUCUGCUUGCUCAAAGCCAGAUUUUAGACUAUCUUUCAUAUACGACAAGAAUUUAUCAACUUUUGUCAAGCCAUGACACUCGGUCAGUUUUCUUUUAUGACCGUGAAUACAGAAAGCUCCAAAACUUGCAUAAAUUCAGAUGGGGGACAGAUAUCCCCCACAUUCAGACAGUUUAUCUAAAGCCACGUCUGCCUCAGACCCAGUCAUCCCAAAAGCCUUCUACAAAAUUUCAGCCUUUUGCAUCUCAGGGGCACAGGGCCUCUCACACCCCACAAGGUAUAGAGAUAUGUAGGAAAUUUAAUUCAAGAAAGGGCUGUAUGGUGCGUCAGUGUAGAUUUUCCCACACCUGCUCUAGUCCAGGGUGUUCAGAGCGUCAUCCAGCUUAUGAGCAUCCUACAAAAAACGCAUAG
Molecule: messenger RNA, 1095 nt
Organism: Ostrea edulis (European flat oyster)
Lineage: Eukaryota; Metazoa; Mollusca; Bivalvia; Ostreida; Ostreidae
Exons: 1
Coding region: 1-1095 (364 amino acids)
Source: RefSeq, a predicted model, not a curated record